AUGUCUUCCUGGUAUUGCUGUCAGUGUGGUGACGGUGCAAACACUUCUCUGAUGCCAUCAUGCCCCAUCUACGGGUGUGGUCACAGGAGGUGUGGUUGCUGCGAGUCUGUUUACAACAAUUACAGCAACAACAACAUCAACUACGCACACUCCUCCAGCCACCAACACGCCGCACCUCUCCCAAGAGGAUCCUCCUUUUCGAAUGCAAGCAGUUUACACUACACACAAUGCCCUACUGAGCGUCCCGAACGCCCGAAGAUUUGGCGGUGGAUUUGCUGCAGGUGCGGCGGAGACAAUAGCUGCAAGACUGAUGAGGGAUGCGCUACUUGCUGCAACCACUGGCGCGAUUCUAAGUGCACGUUGUAUGAUGCCAGUACUCGAUAA
Bipolaris victoriae FI3 is the source of this 384-nucleotide messenger RNA. RefSeq lists its product as hypothetical. The coding region runs from base 1 to 384 and encodes 127 amino acids. The transcript has a single exon. The record is from RefSeq and is a predicted model, not a curated record. NCBI's taxonomy places the organism in Eukaryota, Fungi, Ascomycota, Dothideomycetes, Pleosporales, Pleosporaceae.